AUGGAUCGAUUUGACCACGUCUUGUGGGUGGGGGAUUUGAACUUUCGUGUCAACAAAAGUCGCGCAGAGGUGGACCAACUUCUGACAGGUCCCAACGCACUGCGGCAUGUGAAGUCUCUCUUGGAAGCAGAUGAACUUCGAAAAGCAAUGGAAAGCGAUAACAAUAAGUCUCUUCAACUUACCCCUGUCUUGGUGUUGAUUUUCUUUGAAGGUAAAAUCUUCGAGGGCUUUGAGGAAGGAGAUAUAGGCUUCCUACCAACUUUCAAGUUCGACAUAAAUUCUGAUGCCUACGAUACUUCGGAAAAGCAGCGGGUCCCCUCUUAUACGGAUCGCAUUCUUUACCGAUCGAAAAAGAAAGAGGAUGUCAAAUGCCUCGCCUAUGACUCUAUAUCUCAUGUUCGAUGUUCCGAUCAUCGGCCGGUAUAUGCAGUCUUCACUGUCAGUCUGAAGCCUGGACGAGACAAGUAA
Messenger RNA from Dibothriocephalus latus, 468 nucleotides. NCBI's taxonomy places the organism in Eukaryota, Metazoa, Platyhelminthes, Cestoda, Diphyllobothriidea, Diphyllobothriidae. The record is from the annotation of a GenBank genome assembly.